ACGGGUUUUUCACACGCAACCACAUACGGCGUCGUGCGUUUCAUCCGCAGGUUCGAUCUUCUCAGUUGACACACUUCUUUGGGGUGGAUCAGUCGAAACGUGGUGCUGGUCCCGAUCGGUCUACAACACCGGGCCCCUGGCGCGAAUAAAGCACACAUUGCUUGCGUAUUAUAGUGUGAUUCCGCUGUGUUGGUUGACGUAGUGUACCGGUGGUGCAUAUAUCUCCCCUUACGCACAGUGUUUCCAAUCUCCAAAUCCGCUUCCUGGAGGCGUACGGUGGUGAAAAUAAAUCCCCGCACUUUCGCGCACUAACGUCAUCGCCCUGUUUCGGGACGGUUGGGUGCGGUGUGUUCAGGUUGUGGUGUCCCCACAAGAGCCAGUGCCCAGAUUCUCCAGAAAGUGGAUACAGCACGUAGCGCAAGGAUGGUGCUAUCGAUAAGCAGACACCACACCGUUGUUGCACGGCGCGCCGCAUGGUCGUUGAUGCCGCUGCAGCUGAUAGUAGGCGGCGCCUGUGUACUGCUGAUGCUUCAGGAUCAUCAUCAUCGCGCGGUGGAGGCUACGAUACCGACCAUCGAUAAUAUCGUAAAAAUUCUACAAUCACCCGUCGUACAGCAGUUGAUUCUUCCGCGACCUUUGGUAGCGGCCGAUCCGACCGUUGUUGCCGACGAACCGUCAUCGGGACCGUCUUCGAUGAGCAUGAGCAUGAUGAUGAAAGAUCCCGCCAAACCAUCGCAGGCAAACGACGAUGCCGCCGCCGCCGCUAAAAUGGGCACGAAAGACAGCAAGCAGGCGCAAAACAGUGCCCGGGAUGAAGCAGUCCGGACGACGUUCCUGAUACCACGCACCCGAUCCUUGCCGGGCUGUCCACUGUGCGAUGCGUCGGUGUAUAGCUACUGCGACGAGAAGGUGUACCACGAUGCGUGCUGCUGCGGUUCCAUCAACGGAGCGGCUCCGUUCGGUGGAGCCGGAGGCGGAGGUUUCGGAGGGUUCGGUGGCUUCGGUCGACAGGGGUUCGGUGGACCGGGUGGCUUUGGUGGUCCUGGCGGCGGUGGUGGCUGCGGCUACCAAGGCUGUGGAUUCCUUUACGCCAACUCCUGCUAUGAACAUCAGCUGAUAGUGAACUGUUGCUGUAAUUCGCCAUACUAGAUAGAGCUUAGGCAGGUGGCUCGAACUGUGGGUUGUACUUUUCGGAUAGUCUUCGGUUUAGAGCAGUUUAUCGAUAAGACAUGCCUCUGUUUACAUCUUAAACUUUAUGGAUCUUCUUGUUUCCACUUUAAUGGUUGUUUUUUUACUUUGCCGACUUUCUUAUCCUCGUUUUAGCAUCACUUAGUUCUUAUGGGGUUAGUUUAAGUUUCGUUUCGUCGAGUGCACGAAAAAGUGACAAAAAUAUUGUGAAUCCUGGAAGAUUCUUAUUUAUACAGCUGCCUUAGCUUAGAGUUUAGGGCUCUUGCCACCCUAUUUAUCAGAGACAGAGAGAGAGAGAGAGAGAAUGUUGACAUGUUGAACAAGACACACAUGCUAAGAGCUAAAGGACCGAAAUAAAAAUAUAGACGAUCGUCGGAUCGCGCUCACUCUCUAUGGAACACAUUCUGCUUUGUUUAGACUAUAUAAAAAAACACACGCACAUACACAUACAAAAAAAAAAUAGAUUCGCUUCGAUAGCGAACUUCGGUCACUCUGCCAGCAUUCCAGUUUAAACCACACGCACACA
Molecule: messenger RNA, 1714 nt
Organism: Anopheles arabiensis
Lineage: Eukaryota; Metazoa; Arthropoda; Insecta; Diptera; Culicidae
Product: DEAD-box ATP-dependent RNA helicase 30
Exons: 2
Coding region: 424-1149 (241 amino acids)
Source: RefSeq, a predicted model, not a curated record